GCCUCUGAAUGACAGACACCACCGACUCUACGCGGAUAUAGCUCGAAAGCUCCAGAGCUCCAGAAAAACGCGUCCCUUGCAACCACAACCUCGAUAUCCAAUAGCCGUUUGUGUCGUUUAAAAGAAAAGAUCGUGAUAAAUUAAAAACGAACCGGUUAGAAGCAAAAAAGAGGCGUCUGCGCACAUCAGCAGCCGUUAGCGGGCUGAGCUAGCCGCAUCUCGCCCGCGAGACGUCGGGCUGAAUAACUGUGCGCUUUAUUAUCCUCAUCCACAUCAAUUAAACUGAACGGUACAUCAGAAUCGCAGCGGGUUCGGCGGAGCUGUCCGGCUCUUGCUCGCACUGCAGGCCUGGGUGUGGGUGCGGAGAAUGCUAAAGGAUGAGUCAGAGGGACACCCUGGUUCAUUUGUUUGCUGGAGGCUGUGGUGGCACUGUAGGUGCAAUACUGACAUGUCCUUUGGAGGUGGUGAAGACGAGGCUGCAGUCUUCUUCGGUGACUCUUUACAUCUCUGAGGUUCAGCUCAGCACUGUGAAUGGGGCCAGUGUGGCCCGCAUGUCCCCACCGGGGCCUCUGCACUGUCUCAAGUUAAUACUGGAGAAAGAAGGACCUCGCUCACUCUUUAGGGGGCUGGGGCCCAACUUGGUGGGAGUGGCUCCAUCCAGAGCAAUUUAUUUUGCUGCCUACUCCACAGCCAAAGAGAAGCUGAACAAUGUUUUUGAUCCUGACUCCACACAGGUGCACAUGCUGUCCGCUGGCUUAGCAGGGUUCACUGCCAUUACAGCAACCAACCCGAUCUGGCUUAUAAAGACUCGAUUGCAGCUCGAUGCCAGGAACCGUGGAGAACGGCGCAUGAGUGCAUUUGAGUGUGUGCGGCGGGUCUAUCAGUCAGAUGGGUUACGGGGAUUCUACAGGGGCAUGUCUGCUUCUUAUGCUGGCAUAUCAGAGACUGUCAUCCACUUUGUCAUCUAUGAAAGCAUUAAACGCAAACUCAUUGAGUCCAAGGCCAACGCUAACAUGGAUGAUGAAGAUGAAUCUGUAAAAGAUGCAUCGGACUUUGUCGGAAUGAUGCUGGCUGCUGCCACAUCCAAGACUUGUGCCACCUCAAUUGCUUAUCCUCACGAGGUUAUUCGUACCAGACUACGUGAGGAGGGCAGCAAGUAUCGUUCGUUCUUCCAAACUCUAAAUAUGGUGGUCCGGGAGGAGGGUUACAGAGCACUGUACCGAGGCCUCACUACUCAUCUGGUCCGACAGAUCCCAAACACUGCUAUAAUGAUGUGCACCUAUGAGCUGGUGGUCUACCUGCUCAAUGGUUAACAGACGGAGAGAGAACAGGAAAGAGAGGGAGAGAGACAGAGCGAGAGAGACGAACAGGGUGAGAAUGCAAAAGCUAGAUGGAGACCGAGAGAGAGAUUGUCCCAGGCUUAGACCAAAGGAAGUAGAACAAAUCCUAGAAACGCAUUGUCAACCCUGACCCCCAAAGGGGGCUAUAGUCUCCGAGAAACAGAGGGAUUUGAGCCUGUCAGACUGGAGAGUGUUUCAAAAAAGUAUGAGCGAUGGUGAACAGAUACGCUAAAGCUGUCUGUUUCAUUUGUUUAAAAAUGUUUUACGAAAAGUCCGUUUUGAAAGGACAAUCAAAGAGGAGAAUGCUUGAAGAAAAAACAAAAGCCUGAAUUGGCUGGGGGGAAAAAAGCUCUUUCAAAAAUCAUUUUAUCUGAGCCAUUGUUUUAAUAAAAGAAAAACAAACCCGUCAAGAUCUGAAAUGACUGAAGGUCUUUGAAGGAAAAAAAAAAAAGCACAAGAAAGUGUUUUUCAGAUGUGGCAUAUUAGCACUACUGUAAAGGAUGUUUUUCUUAUUUCACCAUUUCAUAAAGAUGACAUUUUGCCUUUCCAGAGUUUGUUAAUUCAAGCAUUCUCCUCUAAAGGUCACCUUCCACUCUUUCCAAACUGGCAGAUGGUUGUCCGCGCACAAAUGUCCAUUUGCUGUUGUUAAAUUGACGGUCACGUGAUCUGUGGCCCCUCAUGUGCUUCAAACUGAAGUGUUUCUUCGUUAGGUUCAUGUUAAGUUUAAUCAUACUUAUUUUGUGUGUGUCAUACCGUUGUCCUAAUAUCAGUAUAGUAUAUAAUUUGGGGUGGUAUUUUUGAAUUGGGAGAUGUUGUCCUGCUUGCGUCACUGGGCCUAUUUGAACUGAGAUGGAGCGUUCUCGAGUUUAUCGCCACCGUUCACUGCUGCAAAGCCUCUACUUGAAUCCCAGGUGUCUGCGAGAGCCAGAGAUGAAUUUACCGAUGGCUAAAUGGUAGUGGCUAAUGCUAUCCCUGAGCAUGUUGCCUACGAGCAUGUUGCCUACAAACAACAUGCCAAGUCGUGACGAUAUUAUUCGUCGUAAGGCAAUAGUCAUUUUUCCACUUUUGAGUGGGAAUACAAGCUGCAGAAUUGUUCCCACCCUACGGAUUCCUCUAACAGUGGCUUCUGACUGACCGUUUAUGCACUUUGUGGCCUGUCUAGGCUGUUUUUUUUCUGUUUGGAACAAUUUUGAUCUUGUAUUGUAAAACAUAGUAUUACUAUGUAAGCAAGACAGUGUUUUGCUGAACAGUUCCCUUUGGAAGUUAUUGUACAGUUCAGUGUACUAAACUUUUAGUGAAGGAUAUUCUUGUAUGUGUAUAUACUGUAUGUAUACAUAUCAAAUAUCCAGUGUUCAUAACUUAAGUCCUCUGAUUAUGCAGUAGUAUUAUUUGAAUGACUGCAUUUGUUUGAUAGAUUUAUCACAGAAGGAUGUUGUGAAACUCAUUUGGUGGAAUGUUAUCUUUUUUUAAUGCAUUUUAUAUCAUUUUGUUUAUCACUCCUCAUUCUGGCCCUGGACUCGUUGCUUGAAAAGGAGUCACAAUUGUUUUUUUCUUUCCAAGUGUUUUCAUCUUGCUUGUUUGUUUACAUUACUGUUGUCUGUACUUUCACACCCUCAUGAUAUGAAGGAUCUCAAACUGUUCAUGUUGGUGAUUUAGACGUUAUCCACAUAAUUUCCACAGACAGUUCGUUACCAACAAUGUUGGCUUAAAAUGAUCAUUUAAGGUAAUUAUAUAUUAAACCUCAUGUUGGUAUAUCCCAUACAGUGCCUCUAAUGGUCCUGUAAGUAUCUUUGAAUAGUUUUUUUUUUUUUUCAAGCAGCAAAAUACAUGGUUUUGGCAGCAUCCAUCAUUCAUAAGCAGAAGUAAUGUGUCUUUAUGUUUUCAUGCAUUUCAAUGUCUUUUCUGUCCAGUUCAAAUCCAUUUUGUUUUCUAAGUCAUCGAUAUCUGUAAUGCUGCUAAUGAAGCUCUGGAAUUCUGUAAUGCUCAUUACCACACAUUGGAUUUCGUUACUCGUAAUACACACAACAUCAUCAGAUAUUAUGCAGUUAAUGCUGGACUCUCGUCACAACAAAUGUGAUCUCAGUCUGCGAUUUGCUAAAUAUUGUUCUAAUUGAUAAACAAAAGCAUUUGCUUUUGGAAAACAGGCGUGAUGUUUUAGUGUAAUUAGAAUAGUUAGACUAUAGUUGAUGGAUUAGUAAAAUUAGUGCAUAAAUAGUUGUGUUGUAUCUAAAGUCGUAAUGCCCUUGUGUUAGAAAGUGAUCUCUUGCAAACAUGCAUGCAUGAUGCUCUAAGUUUGCAUUCAACAAAUGCACUUCAGGGUCUCACAGAGACUUUAAUGGCAUUACGAAGAAAUUCAAAAAGGCAUUUCAGAAAGUGAUGUUGGAAUAUUCAGGUGUCAAUGUUGGACUGAAUGGACAGACUUGAACAUUCUAUUAACUGAGCCUAACCGAUUGACAGAAAUAUUGAACACGGUGGUCUAGAUGAAUCAUUUCAUCUUCAUUUCAUGUUUAAUGGCAUAUUCAGCAAUUUUCAUGUGUGGUGUCUAUAUUGCGCAGUCUAACAUGACCAACACUAACAAAAUGUGUCAAUUCCCGUUAAUUUUAUUUUUUAUUUUUUUUAAGUCUAGUUGAUUUUAUGGUAAAUGUGGCCUAUUCUUUGCUGGUUAUGUGAUUUAUCAUACCUCUUUUUGUACAAACUGUCAAUAAAAACGAUGGAAAACC
Sinocyclocheilus rhinocerous is the source of this 4060-nucleotide messenger RNA. Its product is annotated as solute carrier family 25 member 36-A. Bases 378 to 1313 code for a protein of 311 amino acids. Gene Ontology annotation, biological process: pyrimidine nucleotide import into mitochondrion. Gene Ontology annotation, cellular component: mitochondrion. The record is from RefSeq and is a predicted model, not a curated record. NCBI's taxonomy places the organism in Eukaryota, Metazoa, Chordata, Actinopteri, Cypriniformes, Cyprinidae. The transcript has 7 exons. Gene Ontology annotation, molecular function: pyrimidine nucleotide transmembrane transporter activity.